AUGCAGACAGUUAACGCUGUAUUCAGAGAACCGGUAUAUCAGGUUUUGGAGAAAGUCAAGAAUGAGUCAUUCUUCAAGUGGCCGAAUAAGAUGGCUGGGGACUCCAUGAAGCGCAAUCAGAGUCUGUAUUGUCAGUACCACCAGGACCACGAACAUACUACAAAAGACUACAAGAACCUUUGGAACCACCUAGAUCAGCUGGUCCGAGAAGGGAAACUGAGGCACCUUUUGCAUCCUUCUAGUGGUCAUCAAGGCCAGGCAAACCAGGAACCCCGAAGAGACACAUCCUUAAGACCUCCCAUGGGCACAAUAAAUGUCAUCCUUACUGCUCCGGGAAGGACCAGCUCUUAUCCUUCCAAAGUAAUGUCUGUGGCUCGGCUCUCCACCGAGGAUAACGAUCAGGAGUCCAAAAAGGCCAAGAAGGGAGCCUCACCUGUGUUGAGAUUCUCGGACGAAGAUAAGAUCGGAACCAUCCAACCCCACGACGAUACUCUGGUAGUUACACUCAGGAUUGGGGGGUUUGAUGUGAAGAGAGUACUGGUAGAUCAGGGCAGUGCUGUGGAAGUAAUGUACCCCGACCUAUACAAGGGGCUGAAUUUAAAACCUGAAAACCUAACGGCGUACGAUUCCCCUUUGGUAAGUAUCAAGGGGAAAACCGUUACUCCAAGGGGCCAGAUCAGACUACCCAUACAGACUGGUUCGAACAUGGUAGAGGUGGAUUUCAUUAUAGUCGACGCCUAUUCACCCUACACAGCUAUUGUGGCUAGACCUUGGCUUCAUGCCCUAGGGGCUGUCUCUUCUACACUACACUAG
Messenger RNA from Quercus lobata, 813 nucleotides. RefSeq lists its product as uncharacterized. The transcript has a single exon. The record is from RefSeq and is a predicted model, not a curated record. The coding region runs from base 1 to 813 and encodes 270 amino acids. NCBI's taxonomy places the organism in Eukaryota, Viridiplantae, Streptophyta, Magnoliopsida, Fagales, Fagaceae.